AUGGCAAAGCCAAAGGUCGACCUACACAUCGCAAUCCCAACUACACUAGCGUUUCCUUCACCACAGGAUCCAAUAACCGACACUUGUACUGUUGACUCUCGUUUUGCUGACACAUGCGCUGUUGACGGUUGCUCUACCACAGCUCCAAUUCACACGAUUGCCAAUCGACGACUGUCUGUUAUGCGCGUAUCAUCAAACGAUGACAUUGAAAACUAUGUUUUGCCGUUUUCUAACACAAACACUAAUAACACAAUAUCGUCAACCAUGCCUUUGCAUGAUGGUUAUAAUGGGGAAAAGGAGAGAAGAGGGAUAUGGGGUAGAGUAUGGGGUGGUAAUAUUACACUUGUGUGGCGAAGAUUUGUAGAUAGAUUACGUUCUGCUACCUCUACUGCAACUACAAUGGCGACAGCAGUAAAUGUUGCUACGGUGACCAGUUUAUUUGCAUACGCUAGAUAUGUCCGAUCCAAAUUAACCUGGCCUAUGGCUAAAAAAGUUCUCAGAGCGGCAGUUGCAUAUUGGUUGGCGUUCCUAAUUGAAUUGAGUAUACCCAUAAUGUCUGCCAUUGGGCCAGCUACUUUUCUUGCCGUUGUUGCUGUUGUAUAUUUCCAACCUGCUCGAACAUGUGGAGCAUUGUGGGAG
Molecule: messenger RNA, 639 nt
Organism: Paraglomus occultum
Lineage: Eukaryota; Fungi; Glomeromycota; Glomeromycetes; Paraglomerales; Paraglomeraceae
Source: the annotation of a GenBank genome assembly